AUGAAUAACCAGCCAAAAAUCGAAUUACUCCAAGCCGAGGUUGACGAGAACGACCAAAGCUUUUUCCGUCUUCUGGUCGACAGUCGAUCUAUUAAAUACAUCACCGUGGAACCCGGCAUUUACAGUGCCGAAGAUAUGUGUUUUGGCCCUUCCCUAGUCUCCCUCUUGCCAAAAUUUCCGACUGGAGACUGGAACGAUGGACUAGUGGCUAAGGACGCAAAGGACGGUCGACCGCAUUUUCCGUGCGUAAACCUGACCCGAUUCCCUGGUGUUCAGAACACCUGGCAUAGUACCUACGUCGACUACUUGGAGCUUUCGAUCGAACGAAAGUUACGAACGGGCAUUUAUGAAGCCAAAUGUUCAUUGUUCGAUGAUAUUGUCGUCGCUAAAUUCGCCCGUUUUCCCUGGGAGGUCCAAUACAUUGAGAACGAAACCACUGCAUACCAAUGGAUAUCCGGCCAUAAUAUUGGGCCUCAAUUCCUUGGUCACUUAACUGAGAACGGUCGGGUGAUUGGGUUCAUAAUGGAACGCAUCACCGAUGCACGGCACGCUGGCACUCAGGACUGUGAGACCUGCGGAGAGGUAUUGUCACGACUACAUAAUUUAGGAGUCCGACAUGGAGAUACAAAUCGAUUUAAUUUCCUCGUCCGUGAUUCGAAGGCUACUUUGAUCGAUUUCGACACAGCUCAGAAAUGUGACGAUCGAGACUUGCUUCUGCAGGAGUCUGAAAAUUUAGUCGCAUGCCUCAAAGAUCUGUCGGGCAGAGGAGGUGGAGGUCUCCUUUAA
Messenger RNA from Penicillium daleae, 786 nucleotides. Its product is annotated as alpha-galactosidase A precursor. NCBI's taxonomy places the organism in Eukaryota, Fungi, Ascomycota, Eurotiomycetes, Eurotiales, Aspergillaceae. The record is from RefSeq and is a predicted model, not a curated record. The coding region runs from base 1 to 786 and encodes 261 amino acids. The transcript has a single exon.